Molecule: messenger RNA, 2069 nt
Organism: Loa loa (African eye worm)
Lineage: Eukaryota; Metazoa; Nematoda; Chromadorea; Rhabditida; Onchocercidae
Exons: 12
Coding region: 98-1915 (605 amino acids)
Source: RefSeq, a predicted model, not a curated record
UUGUAUUAGAAGUGGGUGAGAGGAGGGCUGGGAUUACAGAUUUCCGCUGAUAUAUCGAGUGUGGUCGGUAAUACCGGGACCGGUUUCCUCGAAUGCAAUGGGUUUGAUGCCGGAGAGUUACAUCGAUAUUAAACCGGAUCCAUCGUUGCUUGAUGCAAAUUUUGAUGGGUACAAGCUCUCACUUGAUCCUUUUCCUGUUUACAGUUGUCCCUUAGAAGUGCCAGUGCGGGAGUUGCAAACAAGCAAUAUUCAAUAUGGAUUUGAGCAUAUCAAACUGUAUAACGAUAUGAAUUAUCUAACAUACGAUCUCCAUGCAUCCGAUUCUGGAUGCAAACGAUUCAUCACUAUUUUGCAGAACUUUCACUUGUGCUCAAUUAGUUUUGAUGUUCAGACAAGAAAAUUCUCAGUUAGCAAAAACCAUACAGUUAUCGCUGUACCACUUGGUGAAAAAGAAAUAGAAGAUCGAUAUCCAGCCGCGGUAUCUUUUCCAGAUGCUGGUCAUGCUUUCGUAUCUAAUGGCUUCGGUCGUCUCACAAUGUACAUUACGGGUGACCGGCGCAAUGCAGCAGCUUGGGAGGAAUGUCUAAGUGUCGAGCCGCUUAUUGAUGAUGGUAAAAUAAGUUCAUUUAUAAUUAUUGAAAGCCGUUAUAUGGAGAACAAGUUUGACGUAUUGUUACGAUCUGUUGUACCUAGUAAAAGGUCUUCAAAUCAAGGGAAUUUUUUAAGCAAAGUAAUCUGGUUGACUGUUGCCAGCGAAAACGGAAGAAUGGCUGUAACUGAAAUUCGCAGCAUCAUUUGUACUGGUCAUACUGAAAUGGUAACAUUCGACCAAUUACCUGAAGGCUUAAUCGUUAUUAGCACUGGUGAUCUAAGUUUUUGUGGAAGUGGAAUAAGUACAUCAGAUGCUGCGAGUCAGGAAAUGAACAAAGAAUGCGGUGUUGAAAGUACAAAGCUAGCAAAGAAGAGAUACGCCUGGUCUCAAACAGGAGGAGAUGUGACAGCAGUGUUCACUUGUGAUGAGACAAUUUCAAAAAAAGAUGUUUCGUUAUCCCUGAGUGCUACAUCUGUUCAUUUGUCAGUGAAGGGUAUAAUACUUGUCGGUGGAAUCCUUGGUGGUUCAGUUGACCCAACAUCAUCAACUUAUACUAUCGAUAAUAAUAAAUUAGAGCUGUUUCUGGCUAAAAGUGAAGGAGGUUUAACUCAUUGGUCGGAAUUGGUGUUAAGUGACGAUCAAGGCGUUUAUGAAAUUGAUUCCGAAUCCUUGAGUAUUGCUUCAGGGAUGCUGGAGCGCUUCACGUCUGAAUCACAGACUGUAGGUAAUUGUGGAGUUGAUCGAAAUUUUAACACCGAACAAAUGGAAGAUUGUGACAUCAGUGUGGAUGACAUUUGUAAAAUUCGUUGGUUGAAUUGUGCUUCGCAAAAAUUAAAUCAUGAGAGCGAUAUAACCACACACAGUGUCUUGUUUUCUGUAUGUUUGGAUUUUGGACCACGUUUUCUUUGUAUCCGUAUGGAUGUUGAUGGCAUUUUGUGGAAAUUCACGGAAGAGAGCAAGAAAGUUCAACAUCACGCAACAUUCAAUGCAUUCGGAUAUGUUCAGGCAUCUAAAACACAGAGGAAAUUCAGCACUUGUCCAACGGAUUGUUCUUAUGCCGUUAUUAUUGAAGCAAAACGACACGCAUUUGUUUAUUGGCAGCCAACCGCAGUAACUUCAGAUUUGCGGAAUCGGAAAACAGGCCGUCGAGUUGCUGGAAUUGCUAAGCAGCAGCUGAUAUCUUUAUCUAAACCGUCGGAAUCCUGCGAUGCUAAUGCUGUCACAGAGAAUAUUGUUGGCGUUCAUGCUGAUAAUGAAUUUCUUUUUAUUUUAACCACCACCGAUAUUUUUGCUGUGCUUUUGAAAGAUCCUUCUGUGCUAUAAGUCUCUCAUUGUAUAAGCAGAAGCUGUUAAGUUUUGAUAAUUUAUCGGGAGUCUCUAUGGGAAUAAUUAAUUGUCGGAAGUCUAUAGGAAUAAUUAAUUACCUAUAGGAAUAAUUAACUACAUUAUUGCAAUAAUAACAGUAUUUGAUAUAGCC